Messenger RNA from Dacryopinax primogenitus, 1551 nucleotides. Its product is annotated as MFS monosaccharide transporter. The transcript is spliced from 19 exons. The record is from RefSeq and is a predicted model, not a curated record. Bases 1 to 1401 code for a protein of 466 amino acids. Lineage: Eukaryota; Fungi; Basidiomycota; Dacrymycetes; Dacrymycetales; Dacrymycetaceae. Gene Ontology annotation, biological process: carbohydrate transport; transmembrane transport. Gene Ontology annotation, cellular component: membrane. Gene Ontology annotation, molecular function: carbohydrate:proton symporter activity.
AUGAAGAAUCCGAACCCAGCACUUGUCGGAGCAGUGCCUGGAGUGUACAUUGCAGGCGAAGCAGCAGGUGCCUUGUUCCAGGUAUUCGUCUCUGACUGGCUUGGUCGAAAGAGGUUCAUGAUGGUCCUUUGCGUCAUUGUCACUGUCGGCUCAGCUCUUCAAACCGGUGCUCCCAAUUUUGCAGCUUUCCUCGUAGGUCGUGUUAUCGCUGGUUUUGCAGUUGGCGGACUUAUUGCGUGCGUGGUACUAUUCAACACAGCCUCGUCCGAAAUCUCGCCGCCCCAUGCCCGCGGCCUUGUCACGGGUAUUUCAGGUAUCGGAAUUUCGUUAGGAACCAUGGUCUCCAAUUGGAUUGGUCUGGGUGGCGCAUAUGCACCCUAUGGGCAAAUACAGUGGCGGCUGCCGCUAGGACUUCAGAUUCCUUGGGGAAUCUUCCUCUUCCUGGCUCUGCUCUUUGUCCUUCCGGAGUCUCCGCGCUGGCUAUACAGGCAUGGUCAUGAGGAGGAAGCACGCAAAGCCUUCAUCUCAAUACAUGGAGGAAGCUUCGGAUCGGACCGUGAGGCGGAGGCGGAAUUCAUUUUGAUGACGAAAGUUAUCGAGGCAGAGCGGUCCCAAGAGGUAGACUCAGUCCGCGAGAUCUUCGCUAGAUAUCCUAAGCGGACGAUCAUCUCCAUGGCGUCGCAAACCAUGACUUCCCUGACCGGUGUCAACGUUAUUCAAUACUAUCAGACAAUUCUGUACAAGGCCCUCGGGAUGACUGGGAACAACAUCCUCUUACUGGCCGGAGUCUAUGGCACUGUUGCUCUGAUCGCAAACGUACUCACUACAUGGUUUAUCUGCGAUCGUUUCGGGCGUCGACCGAUGCUCUUGCUUGGUCUACUCAGUGUCGUCAUUGUCGAUGCGUACAACGCGAUCAUGACCGAUGUCUUCGCAACUAGCUCCAACAAUGUUGCCAAGGGCUUUGCAAUAUUGGGCAUCUAUCUCUUCGUAACCUGCUACUAUGGUUUAUUGAACUCAACCACAUGGCUUUAUGCGCCAGAGAUUGUUCCUUUGCCAAUUCGUUCCAAGGUCACAGCGCUCGGAGCCUUCACUCACUUCGUCGUCAAUGUAGGACUCACCGAAGCCGGUCCCUCGGCUUUCCAGAACAUUGGAGCAAACUAUUAUUGGGUGUUUGUUGGAUCUAGUGCCUUCUUCCUCGUCUUUGGCUGGUUCUAUUUCAAGGAGACUAAAGAUCUCACGCUGGAGCAAAUUGCAAAACAGUUUGGAGACGACCUCGUGCCAGUCACCGAAGAAGAUAUUCGCAAACUGGAAACGGAAGAAAACAAAGGCGACGCCAGCUCGGCGGGCGGCAGUGCGGAGAAGCAGCAGGCGGAGAUUGAGCAUGUUGAGAACGGUGUCUGAUACGCUUCGCAUCGCAACGACAGUUGGACCAGUUUUCUUUGGAUCAGUUCGCCAAAUAAUGCAUGUCUCGUUCUCAGCGAAUUAUCGAGUCUUCAGCGGCUACAUUGUAUUAGGCUGUGUGUAUAAAAGCAUGUGGUGGAAAGUCGAAAA